ACAUCCGGUCAGAGGAAGUUCUGGGCUACUCUGCUCUAAUAUCUGGGUUGCGUCAUUUGUAUCUACCAAUGCAUUAAAAAAGGAGCCCUCUCUCUAACGGUAGAUCUUGCUCCUUGCUCAAAAGCUGCAGAACCUGAAACGUGCUAUAACUUUUUGACUUGAAAUAUAAGCUUUCCUCUUCACCAGCUAUGACAGAGGAAAUAACAUAUGCGGAUCUGGAAUUUAAUAAAUUGUAUGCACUGGAAAAUGUCCCAAAGCCUGUUGCUCUUGAGGAAAAAGGGCUCCCCACUUCAUCCCCAUGGCGUCUGGCUGCCCUGACUUUGCUCACAUUGUGUCUGGCAUUAAUGGUAGGACUGCUAGCCCUGGGGGUUGUGUUUUUCCAGGUUACCAACAUCUUCCAGGAAGAAAAUAUAAAACUCAAAGAGAAGGAGAAAGCUCUGCAAACAAAUUUCUCAAGCAGGCUGCAAGAAAUAAGAGAGAGUUUGUGUUUGGAAGGGGAACUGAAGAAUAAAAAUAAUGGAAUGAGUUGUACACUCUGCCCCACAAACUGGCAACGAAUGGGAGGAGACACCUGUUACUAUAUUUCUUCAGGGAAGAAGACGUGGGAGGGGAGUCGGAAAUUCUGUGUCUCACAAAAUUCCACCCUUCUCAUGAUAAAAGACAAGGAGAAGCUGGAAAACAUAGAUCGAUAUUGUAUUAGAGGACAUUACUGGAUUGGAUUAUCACGACAGAACACUGAAAGGCCUGGCUUGUUUUGGGAGGACACCACACCUCUUUCUACAUCUGAAAAGAAAAUCUUUGUUUACAGUAGCACCAAUCUCUGUGCAUAUCUGCAGGAUAAGUAUAUUUAUGCUGAUCAGAGCUGUAAUGAGAAGAAUCUCUGGAUCUGUGAGAAGGCACCCGUCGAGCUGUGGCUAACAGACAACCAGUAAUAGUUUAGCAGUGUAUCAUGGUUUAUCUGUAUGAAAUAUUUAUUUAUUAGCAGUGGGAAGAAGAUCUGUGUUCUCUGUAUUGUGUUGUUAGAUUUUUGGUUCUGGAAAGUUUCCAAAUGAGGAUUUAAAUAGGUGUUUAGAGUUACAAACAGCAUCUUCAUUUUCAUUGUUUUAUGUUGCCUUUUCAAAAGUCAUAUGCCUAAAGCUACACACAUAGUGGAGGUCAUGUGGCUCCCCCAGAGAACACAUAAACUCAAUCAAUCCAAAUCUGAAAUGUGCAAAGGAUGCCAAAUUGAAACCGCCAACUCCAGAGCAUAAAUAAAGCUAAUUAAUUUAGAUAUGGGUAUGGAUAAAUAUUUAGAUAUGGGAUACAGCCCAGUGUAUGAUUGCUCCCUUUUGCCCAUUUUUCAGAUUGGGGUACCAUUUUCUAUGGGGAAAGGGUGGUGGUUGCCUUCCCCCUCCCCUGUCUUUCUGUCUCCUCACUCUAAGAUUUUGGAUGUGAUCAAUAGGAAAGCAAUAUAAUUCAUGGUGCUAUUUCAGACUGAGAAUGCUCUAUAUGCUAAUAAAACUUUUCUUCCUCCAGAAUUUUCCUGAAAUUAUGUCUCUGUUCCCUGAGGUUUCUCUACUGCAGGUUUCUGUAAUCCAGGUGCUGAGGUUUCAUCCACGUCCAUUCAGGAGAGUAUUCUGCAUUCUUAUUGAACUUACUUCUACAAAACAUUGCAUGAUUGUCAGCCUAAACAUUUCUCUUUCCUACAGUUUAUCACACACCAAUUACACUCUCCAACAACCGUAACCAAAUCCCUCUGCCCCUCUGAUGUUUUCAUGAAUCACAUAUUUGUACAGGGUGGCAGUAUCUUUCACUAAUCAGUCAUCACUUAGCUAAUUAUGCGUGAGUAGUUCUUUUAAUCUUUACUCAUAAGUCAACCUCUCCAUCCCAUUAACCAUUUCAUGGGGGAAUGGGGAUGCAGAAAGUGAUCUACCUUUCUUUUUUCAAAGUAAUUAUCUAUUGUACAUCAAAUAAUAUUGUAGGACAUAUGAAGACACUCUUAAUACAAUGUACAGAAAAGCUCUGAACUCACUGCUACAGAUCAUGAGAACUGGAUUGCUUGGUAAACUGGGCACAAGAUAACAAUAUGUGUUUAACACUACUAAAUGUAAAGUUUUGUGUCUUGGAACAAAGACUGUAGGCCAUACUUACAGGACGGGGGACUCUAUCCUGGGAAGCAGUGACUCUGAAAAAGACUCAGGGGACAUAGUGGAUAAUCAGCUGAACAUGAGUUCCCAGUGAGAUUCUGUGGUCAGAAGGACUAACACAAGCCUUGGACGUAUAAACAGGGGAAUCUUGAGUAAGAGUGGAAAAAUUCUCUUCUGUAUUUGGAACUGAUAUGACCAGGCUGGAAUAGUGUGUCCAGUUCUGGUGUUCAUGAUUCACAGAGGAGGCUGAUAAAUUGAAGAGGGGUUAAAGAAGAUCCAGGACAAUAAUUAGAGAAUUGGAAAAUUGCCUUAUAGUGAUAGUCUCAAGGAGCUCAAUCUAUUUAGCUUUAGGACACAGAAGGUUAAGGGGUGACUUGAUCAGUCUAUAAGUGCCUACAUAAGGAACAAAUGUUUGAUAAUAGACUCUUUAAUCUAGCAGACGUAGGUAUAACAAGAUCCACUGGCUGGAAAUUGAAGCUAGGUAAAUUCAGACUGGAAAUAUAGCAUAAAUUUUUAAUAGUCAGGGUACUCAACCAUUGGAAUUUUCCAAGUGUUGUGGUGGAUUCUCCAUCACUGGCACUUUUUAAAUCAAGACUGGGUGUUUUUCCUAAAAGGUAUGUUCAAGUUCAACUACUUCCAAGUACUACAAAUCAGUUGUGGAAUUACUUCAGAGAAGUUCUAUGGCCUGUGUUAUACAGGAGGUCAGAUUAUAUUAUCACAAUGAUCCCCUCUGGCCUUAGAAUCCUGUAGUUUGCUUCAAUCUCCCUGGUCAUUCAAUAACAGACCUAAAAGUGGCAAUUCUUCAACAACAAAAACUUCAAAAACAGAUUCCAACAUGAAACUGCAUAACUGGACUUAAUU
This is a messenger RNA of Dermochelys coriacea (leatherback sea turtle), 2987 nucleotides long. RefSeq names its product C-type lectin domain family 12 member B-like. Gene Ontology annotation, cellular component: external side of plasma membrane. The record is from RefSeq and is a predicted model, not a curated record. The transcript is spliced from 6 exons. NCBI's taxonomy places the organism in Eukaryota, Metazoa, Chordata, Testudines, Dermochelyidae. Gene Ontology annotation, biological process: natural killer cell inhibitory signaling pathway; negative regulation of signaling receptor activity. Gene Ontology annotation, molecular function: signaling receptor regulator activity; protein phosphatase binding. The coding region runs from base 189 to 932 and encodes 247 amino acids.